UUCCAGGUAAAAUCCCGUGGAAAAAGCCCCUUCGAAAACGUGACAGUCCUGUUCGAAAUCAACCUUCCGAUAAUGACCGCCGAAACUUCGGCGUAUUACCUGUGCGUCAAGCACAACAAAACGGGCUCCUUCAUCCACAUGGGCAACGAACCGUGGCUCAAGAUGACGUCUUACGAAAAAAUGGUGCCCACAUGGGCCGCCAUCGUGAUCAUUUGCCUGUGCCUGUCGUUUUCCUCGCUGUUUUCGGGCUUGAAUUUGGGUCUCAUGUCCCUGGACAAGACCGAGCUGAAGAUUCUUUGCAACACAGGCACGUUGAAAGAACGGAAAUACGCCAAGGCCAUCCAGCCCGUGCGAAACCACGGUAAUUACCUGCUGUGCUCCAUCCUGCUCGGUAACGUGUUCGUAAACUCCAUCUUUACCAUCCUGCUGGACGACCUCACGUCCGGCCUCAUCGCCGUCAUAUUUUCCACGCUCGCCAUCGUCAUGUUCGGCGAGAUCACGCCGCAAGCCGUCUGUUCCAGGCACGGUCUGGCUAUUGGUGCCAAAACUAUUUGGAUUACAAAAGUGGUUAUGGUUAUCACUUUUCCAUUGAGUUUUCCGAUUUCCAAGAUGUUGAACUGGGUACUGGGUGAGGAAAUCGGCAAUGUUUAUACUAGGGAAAGGUUAAAGGAGUUAGUUAAGGUUACAACCGGCGAUAAUGACUUGGACAAGGAGGAAAUAAAUAUUAUCAGCGGUGCCUUGGAACUGCGUAAGAAAACCGUAUCUGAAGUUAUGACGAAAAUAGAAGACGUUUUUAUGUUGGACUACGAGACAACUUUAAACUUCGAAACUGUGUCUGAAAUCAUGAAAUCAGGUUAUUCCCGAGUGCCGGUCUACGAGACCAACCGCCAAAACAUCGUGACCAUGCUCUACAUCAAAGACCUCGCUUUCGUCGACCCCGACGACAACACGCCCCUGAAAACCUUGUGUCAGUUCUACCAGAACCCCUGCAACUUCGUUUUCGAAGACGUCACUCUCGACGUGAUGUUCAAGAUAUUCAAGGACGGCAACAAGGGCCACAUGGCCUUCGUCCAUAGAGUUAACAACGAGGGAGAAGGAGAUCCGUUCUACGAGACCAUCGGCUUGAUCACGCUGGAGGAUGUCAUCGAAGAGCUGAUACAGGCCGAGAUUAUGGAUGAAACUGACGUGUUUACUGAUAACAGAUCAAAAAGGAAAAGAGACAAAACAAGACAAGAUUUCAGCGUUUUUGCUGAAAGACGUAGCGAAGGAAGCAGCAGGAUACGAAUAAGUCCUCAGCUAACCUUAGCAGCCUUCCAAUACCUUAGUACAACCGUGGAACCGUUCCACCCUCACGUGAUAUCGGAAACGAUCCUGAGAAGAUUGCUGAAGCAGGAAAUCGUUUUCCACAUAAAGAAGAACAAAGACUGGCGUUCCGACCCAGCGAACGUGAUCUACCAGCAAGGAAAAGCCGUGGACUAUUUCAUCAUCGUUUUGGAGGGUCGCGUCGAGGUGACGGUCGGCAAGGAGAACCUCAUGUUCGAGGGUGGUCCGUUCACUUACUUCGGAACCCAGGCUUUGGUACAAACUGUGGGCAUAGUUGAAUCGCCGUCGGCAGCGCCCUCUACGAUGGGCAGCCUGGAGUCGAUAAACCUGGACUCGAUGCUGCGCCACACCUUCAUUCCGGACUACACCGUCAGGGCCUCGACGGAGGUGCUGUACCUGAAAGUGAAGCGCAGCAUGUACCUGGCCGCCAAGCGCGCCACCUUGAUGGAACGCUCGAAGCGCGACAACGCGCAGGGCGAGAAUUUCGACGAGGAGGUCGACAAGCUACUCCACUCUCUAGACGAGGACGACGGCGAGAGCCUGGGCGGCGGGCGCCACACGCCGCGCAAGCGCAGCUCGAAGAACCUCUCGCACCACCGCAACAGCCGCGGCGAGGCGCACGCGUCGCUGAACACCUCCCCCAAGACGCCCACGCGCCACUACGUGAACCAGAGCCCGCCGCACCGCCUGGCCUCGCGCGACGCCGCCGCCAACGGCUCCGUCAAGUCCUCGCCGGUCGACGACGUCGUCCACGAGGAGGUCUCGCUGCUGCCCAGGAGGUCAUAACAAAUGUUCGCGGGUCCGAGCCGAGCCGCGUUCGGGCCGCAACACACCAAGUACUUACUCUGUUAACUUAUUUUUUCUCCUCCCAGGUUGUCCGGACGAAGUUAGGUUAUUGACGACGAUUUUUAAUGCGAAUCCAGAGUGCCUGCCACGGUUUUAACGUCCAAACAAAGAAAUCACUUUAUAACACUUUUUUACAGCCAUUUUGCCCACCAAGUCUCACUAUGAUUUUCUUGUCUAGUUUGGCUCACUAAACGCGAAAAUCACACUUAAAAUUUUUUCCAUGGAAGCGUUUUUGAGAUAUGAAUUUUCAAUUGUUUUUUUUUUUAAUUUUCUUACACAACUUUCUCUUGUACAGUUUUGGUAUCGGCUCAGUUAAAAAAGUCUUUAUUUUUACAAAAAUCGAGGUCAAAAAUUUACAUAUUUUUCUGGGAAAGUCCAGUUAGUGGAAGUUUUUCGAGAAUUUUCACGUUUUUUCUUCAUUUUAUUGAAUUAUAUAAAAUGUAAUAAUAAACAUUGAUUUUUAUUUUAAACAAUCAAUAUUGAACAUUGAAGAUAUUGAAAGGUGUAAAAAAAAUUCUGGCUCCUUUGUUUUUUGUUGCUUUCGUAUUCCGUUUCUCGUAUGAGGGACCAAAUAUGAAAACGUUCUCCGUGCUCAUCACUUACGUCGCCCAGAUUGUCCGGGUUAUUUACGCACUCGAACUCUCUACUUCUUUAACUCAUUUUAUACUUUUUAUUAGAGAUGGGAAAAUUCCCAUUUGACGAAAAUUCCCGGAAACUUUCCAUCGAAAAUUCCCGAAAUUUCCGAAAGUUAAAAAAAAAAAAAUUUUAUUGCGAAAAUAUUU
This is a messenger RNA of Brassicogethes aeneus, 2951 nucleotides long. The record is from the annotation of a GenBank genome assembly. Lineage: Eukaryota; Metazoa; Arthropoda; Insecta; Coleoptera; Nitidulidae.